Nothobranchius furzeri (turquoise killifish) is the source of this 3652-nucleotide messenger RNA. It is a transcript of the gene dnttip2, whose product is annotated as deoxynucleotidyltransferase, terminal, interacting protein 2. Gene Ontology annotation, biological process: RNA processing. Gene Ontology annotation, molecular function: RNA binding. NCBI's taxonomy places the organism in Eukaryota, Metazoa, Chordata, Actinopteri, Cyprinodontiformes, Nothobranchiidae. Gene Ontology annotation, cellular component: nucleolus. The record is from RefSeq and is a predicted model, not a curated record.
UCGUCUACUCGGCCUACGCUUUUCGUCUAUCGAUUAACUAGCCUGAGAGUCGAGCCGGAAGUGAAAAGAAGUUUAACGCGUCCAAGAUGGUGGCCACCAGGAGAGGAGCGUGCGUAAACUCUUCAAAUACAACAAAUCAGGAAGAGCCACUUGCAGCCCAGGCCACCCCAUCCACAGGUAGAAGAACCAGGAGCACAGCUAAACAGGUAGAGUGCCCAUCCCAGCAGACGCUGGGAGAGUCCUGCAGAGAGCAUGAGCAGAAGGAAGGACUCCUGGAAGCUCCUGUCUCCUCAAAGAAAAGGUGCACCAGAGCCUCCAGACUCCACAGUCCAGAGCAGCCCUCCACCCCAGUGGGCUCUGUUCACGAGGCUGACCUGUCUGACGUGGAGUCCGUCUAUUCCUUAGUGUUUAACUCUGAGCUUCCUGUAACACGGACCAGAGGGAGAAGAUUGACCCAAGAGAGACAUCAGGAAAAUGAGGAGAUAUCUGAAGUGGAGUCAUGCUCCUCUGUUGUGUCAGCAUCUAAAUCUGCACAGAGAGCCACUCGGAGCACAAGAAGAAAAACGGCUUCUCAAAGUUCUGAUGUCAAAACUGACAUGGUGCCCGAGACGGCAUCCUGCAGCUCUGCAGCAUCCACAUCCCAGAGAGUUACUAGAAGUCAGGGGAAAACUGCUCUCACCAGAUCUGUCAAGCAACAAAACGUGGAAUCUGAGCUCUCAGAAGAUGAGAGCUGCAACUCCAGCAUCUCAAGGCGGGUGUCAACGAGGCAAAUACGUGCUGCUCCCAUUCACUUAGACGAGCUGUCAGAGAGUCCGCAUUCUCCUCAAAUACAUCGACGAACCAGAGCAGCCAGGGCACAGGCAGCAGCACCUGCAGAUGUUUCCAAAGCCCUGUCUUGUGACUCUGAAGGAUUUGAGUCUGGACCUUGUUACAGUCUAAGCCCUUUUAAAAAGAUCAGAAGCCGGUCCUCAGGUGGCAAACUCGUGGAUUCAGAUUCAGAGGUGAGCAGCCCAUGCUCCACCCGAAGCAGAGGGACACCUUGCAGCAGCCGUGCAGGUUCAGGGACCAGCAGCCGCGGGGCUCCAGCGUCAAGACGAUCUGCAAAGAGAUCUGUCGUUGUUGUAGAAGAAUCAGCUAUGGACAGUUCACUAAAUACUUCCAUGUUAGAAAGCACAAUGGUUGGAGAUGAUGCCGAGUGCACUCUGUUGGAAGAAGAUCAGAUCGAACCACCUUCCAGUGAAGUAGAUAUAAAUAAUGUAAACGAGGAGGUCACCAGCAUCCCUGAAGAUAGUUACCAUGCGGGAAUUUCUGCAUCCAUUUUUGUGAGUGAGCCUGCAGCGAUCAUCAAAGACCAGAAGGAGGAGCCGUCUGCUGAAGAUGAAAACAGAGAUGCCUCAGAGAAGGAAAUGAUGCAGGAAGCAGUUCCUCCAUCAGAGCAUCCACAGCCCAGCCAGGCUGCCACGGCAACGAUAUGUGAAAGGGCCUCUGAGAUGACAGAGGAGGUUGGAGAGAAGCUGGAAGCUGCUGCUGGAACGGGCCUCGAUGUGGAGCAGGAAGCUGUCGGCACGUUGACGACCGAUGCUCAGCAGGUGGCUGACAUCUGUGAAGUUCAGGCUGAGGGCCAAACAUCCAACCAGCAGCACACGAUCUCAGAAGACUCUGAGCAGCAGGCCCAAGAUGCUCACAGAACAAAACCCAUCAGCCUGUUGGACAGCAGCGACGACGACGAUGAUGAUGAUGAGUUUGAUGAAGAAAGGGAGAGUGAAAUGUCUGAAGAGGAAGAGGAGAAGAAAACACUUCCCCAUAAGUUAGAAGCAGCAUCUUCAUCAGUUGAUGGUUUGUUUAUGAUCGACACUCGUCCCGGACAGGACGCUGACGAACAAUACUACAGGGGCGAGGAAGAGGAGGCCUCCAAUAAAAGGACUGAACAGGAGGAGGAAGAGGAGGAGUUUGUGGAUGAAGAGGGAGAUGAUGAUGAUGACGAGGACACAAAUAUCCUCUUAUCAUGUAGAAGUUCUCACAUGAAAGAGUUGUCCAGCCGUAUUGACCCCGGCAUCAGAGUGAAGGAGCUCGGGGGCUUGUACAUCAGUUUUGAUGGCAGCAAAUCAAAACCCGUCUCCAGUUCACUGCAAAAGCUAAAGGAGAAGAAGAACCACGAUGAGUUUUAUCUACAGGUGAUGAAGAAAAGUGUAAUCGGACCAGACUUUGAAAAGAAGGAUGCAGUGCCUCCAUAUAGGGAAUCGAAAAAUGCCUUGAAGCUCAAACACAGAGCAGAGAGGGAGAAAUCCACAGGAGACGGUUGGUUUAAUAUGAAAGCCCCAGAGCUUACGCAGGAGCUGAAGGGAGACCUCCAAGUCCUGAAGAUGAGAGGAUCUCUGGAUCGCAAGAGGUUCUACAAGAAGAACGACAGAGAUGGCUUCCCCAAAUAUUUCCAGAUUGGCACAGUGGUGGACAACCCAGCCGACUUUUAUCAUUCCCGUAUUCCUAAGAAGGAGAGGAAGAGAACCAUGGUGGAGGAGCUGCUGGCUGAUGCAGAGUUCAGACACAAAAACAAAAAGAAGUAUCAGCAGAUAAUGGCAGAACGAGCAGCACACGGAGCUGGCAAGAGGAACAAGAAGAAGAAUAAAUUCCAUAAGAAGUGAAGCUGAACACCUAAAUACUGACAUGUAAUCCCAAUCAUUUAAAACUCUACAGACUACACCGGCAUAAACUGUUUACGGCUGCAACAAGAAGAAAUGCUCUGAAAUCAUUCGAUAAAAUAUGUUUGUUGUGACCAUUCUUGACUAAGUGGUUUAUCUGGAGGAUCAUGUUUGGAACACUGGACUUCAGUCCUGAAGCUGGAUUUUAAACCAUAAAAGUCCUGAAAUGCAGAAUAAGAAAACAUGUUUAUGAAGGUAACCUGUUCAGAUUUAGAAUAUUAAAGGUUUAUGUCCAGCUCACUAGUCUGUGACAGGUGCAGAAACAUUUUUUUGCUUUUAAAGAAAAUUGAAAUAAUUUGUCCUUUCAUGAUUAAUAGUAAUUAUCCACUGCUGUAAAACAAUGUCCUUAGUGUCAUUUUAAAAUCUUCUGAGGUGUAGUUAAUGUGACGAUAAGGCCCUGCAGGCUGAAUUACACAUCAAUACAAAUGAACAAGAGACAAAGUUCAAACGGAUGAUGUUUUGUGUUAAACCAAGAAGCUGAAGGCUUGAAUUCUUUCUCCUCUCAUUCAGGAUUACUUUUGUUCCUCCUCAAAUCUUCUCAAGUCUCCCGUAGCCCAGGGCUCCCGGCGGUGGUUCUUCGCUACCUGUGUGUAACAAGAGACGAGCCCCUAACAGCUGCAGCUUACAUCCGACACGUCUCCUGCCCACACACACAAAAUGCUGCUUCUAUAUACUCGAGCCAAUUUCAGACAGCUUUAGAGAAAUUAGACGACGGCUUAGUUUGGGGAUUUUUUUUAAAGCACGACCCAGCUGAUGGGUGGGAGGAGAGCUGUGUUGCUACACGUUUGAACAUAACCUCCACAAACUUCCUGCUGUUUCAGAGUAACGAGGACAAACAAGCAACUUGUGCUGGGAAUGUCUGGAAUUUAAAAUCACGUGAAGAUUUGUUUAAAUGUGUUUAAUCUGGUGCUAGUGUGAUUAAGUGUUUGUGAAGCAGACUGCUGUCCUAUUAA